AUGGAUGAAUUAAAUUCUAAUCGAAAUGAUAAAACAACAGUAACAAAUUCGGAAGAAUCUUCAUUUAUUCUUCAAUCAAAUUUAAAUGAUAGUCAACAUAAUGAAAAUUAUCAAUAUAAAUUAAAAGCACCUUUGCGUAUUUCACAAACAUAUGAAAAAGAUUUUUUUGAUAAUUAUCAUAUAAAUUAUUGUGGUAAACUUGAACAUGAAGGUUUAUUUAUAGCUUCUAUUCGAUCAAUUCCAAUAGAAAUAAAUGAUAUAGAUAAUAAAUCAACAUCUGAUUAUUUAAAAAUAAAUAAUGAUGAAGAAGAACAUCAACUAGUUCGAGCUCUUAUUCGUACAAUGAAUAACAAUUAUGACGUAUCAGAUAAAAUAAAUAUCAAAAAUGAAAAAAAUAUUUUACAUAGUUUAUUUCAAAAAGCUCAAUUAUCAUCUAUUCAACAUUAUGAAAUUAUUCAUCAUAUCAAAGCCAAUGAAAAACUUCUUGAAUUUGAUAAAUAUAUUGAUGAUCAAUAUUCAAAUAAGAUUGGUUUUAUUUUUCAACGUUUAAAUCAAACAAAUGAAAAUGAAAUUUUAAGUAAUAAUGAUAUGUCCAUCGAAAUGAAGAAUUUUCUAACUUUAAUAAGUGAACGUAUUGAAUUAAAAGAUUUUAAUAAAUAUCGUGGUGAUCUUGAUAUAAAAACAAAUGAACAUGGACUUUAUUCUUAUUUUACAUUCUAUGAAAAUCAUCAAAUAAUGUUUAAUAUUGCACCAAUAAUUCCAUCGGAAAUCAAUGAUAAAGAAUUUAUUCAUCGAAAAGGUUUAAUUGGUAAUGCAUUAUUAUGUAUAGUUUUUCAAGAAGUUGGCAGUAGAUUUCAACCCGAUUUUAUUCUUGGAAAAAUGAUACAAGUUUAUAUUACAGUUCAACCAAUAGAAAUUAAUUCUCAACUUCAUUAUAAAAUAGAAAUUUGGCGUCGUUGUGAUAUUGAAUCUAUUGAUAAACCAUCUGGUGGUAUUUAUAAACAUGAUGAAACAUUUCGAACUUAUUUUCUUACAUUAAUAUUAAAUACAAUGAAUAUUAUUUUAAAAAAAGAUGUUUUUCAAUUACGUAUUGUUAAUCAAAGAGAACGUUCAAAAAAUGAAUUUAUUGCAAGACUUUCGCAAUUUUUUUCUUCAUACUCAUUUCAACAAAAUAAUAAUAUUCAACAAAUUGAUAUACAAGAAUCUGAUGAUGAACAUAAAUCAAAAACUUCGAAUUCACAUCGUUAUAAGAAUAUAAUACCGAAAAUUAAAGAAACAUUUUCCAAUAGUCAAGUAAGACAACAUCAUUCGGCACCAAAUACUGGUAUGUUAACAAAACCUUCAUCAGCAAAUAUGAAACGAAAUUCAUGGAAUUCUCUUGUUCCAACCCCACAAUCAAAUAAUGACCAUGAAUCUUUUUUAUCAAUUGUUAAUCGUAUAUUACGUCAACAGGAUACUUCGAAAUCAGAACCAUCAUCAAUAAAAUCAGUUUCAUUGCUAGUCCCCAAUAAAAUUGAUCCUAUUGAAUCAAAUACUGAAAAAACAUCAACAAAUAAUACAAAUUCAAGUACAGAAAACAAAGAAUAUACUGACUUUCCAUCAGCUAAUAAUAAUGAAGAAUUAACUAUAUAA
Adineta steineri is the source of this 1632-nucleotide messenger RNA. NCBI's taxonomy places the organism in Eukaryota, Metazoa, Rotifera, Eurotatoria, Adinetida, Adinetidae. The record is from the annotation of a GenBank genome assembly.